GGUGAGGCGGUCUAUGGAGCGUUCACUUUGUCUGUCGGCAAUGGAACAAACCCACAGCGUCCACGCAGCGGGACACACCGAGGAAUGAUGCCACUCUCUUUUUCGCGGUCCUGUGAAACUAAUUGUUGCUUUUGAUACGAAAAUCUGCACCCCUCCCACCCCUUUACCCUCCUGCAGCCUUCUAUCACAUCUCUGCAGCACCCUUUACAGCUGAUCCCCCUUUUUUUUCUUUUCCCACCCUCACUCUCCGUUGCAUUGAGAGGUGCCAUCAUCGGAACCGGAGCGUGCAGGGUGCUUGCACAGGCUCAUUUAGGCUCCUUGCACAGUGGUGUGCAGACCCACUGCGUCUGCCAUUCAUCUACACGGAUUAAAUACCUAAAGGAACAUGUUUUUUCGUUUUCGGUAGUCCAUUUUGAAGAAUUGUUAAAAGAAAGCCCAGAAGGGUGUGCAGCGGAAGGAUUGGGAACCGUGCUGGUCAGACGCGGCGCUGUUCACCUGGAAUACCGAAAGGCAGAAGCUCUCCAGUGACACGCAACUUAUCAACACUGUUGCAUGUGUGCAUGCACUUGUCCAGUGUAUAGAUUGAUAGUCAGUCCCGACACUGCAACUAAGUUCUUCUAAAUCGCGCGCAGAUACAACCCAAAUCUCAAUGAUGUUCCGGACUCAGAGUUCCUCAUCAGCAUGACAUUUGGUUGAAGCAUCUUUUGGACCCUCAGAAUAAUUCUGCAGCAGCUUUUCCUCUAAGCCGAACUAGACUCUUGGGUGUUUUUUGACUCGGUUCGGGGAGAUGGCCGCGAUCGCCAGCUCUCUGAUCCGCCAGAAGCGCCAGGCGAGGGAGUCGAACAGCGACCGGGUGUCCACGUCCAAGCGUCGACCCAGCCCCAGCAAGGACCCCCGCUCUCUAUGCGAGCGGCAUUUUUUGGGGGUCUUCAGCAAAGUGCGCUUCUGCAGCGGCAAGAAAAGACCCGUGCGCCGGCGACCAGAUGCACCCUCGAAACCUCCACAGGUGUCCCAUAAGGGCUGCAGGCUAGAGCCACAGCUGAAAGGCAUCGUGACACGAUUGUUCAGCCAGCAGGGCUUCUACCUGCAGGUGAAGCCGGACGGAACCAUUGAUGGCAGCAAGGACGAGAACAGCGACAACACCCUGUUUAAUCUUAUUCCUGUGGGUCUGAGAGUGGUGGCCAUCCAGGGAGUGAAGAGUGGCUUCUACAUCGGCAUGAACGGCGAGGGCAUGCUCUACAGCUCUGAAAUGUUCACGCCGGAGUGCAAGUUCAAGGAGUCGGUUUUUGAGAACUACUACGUGAUCUACUCGUCCACUGUUUACCGACAGCAGGAGUCGGGCCGGGCCUGGUUUCUCGGCCUCACCAAGGAGGGACAAGUCAUGAAAGGCAACCGGGUCAAGAAGACCAAGCCCUCGUCUCACUUUGUACCAAGGCCGAUUGAAGUUUGUAUGUACCGCGAGCCGUCGCUGCACGAGAUUGAGGACAAGCAUCGCUCCCGGAAGAGUUCAGGGACCCCCACCAUGAACGGAGGCAAAGCAGUCCACCAGGACUCCUCAUAGCAAAGAAAGGGAGGGGCUUCCACUGAGGGGCGUGGCCUGAACACUCCCCGGCCCCCACAUAAAAAGGGAGGGGCCUUAGGAAACUUCCCGCCUCCCUCCAAACAAACAUAUGCACCAUCGCUUCCUCGCUGAAAUAGCGUCAUCGUCAUGGCGACCGAGGAGCUACUACUGUACUCUCAUGACAAGAUGGAACAAACUCUGAACUCUUGCCUGUGAAAACUUUUAGAAGAAUUAAUACGAAACAGAGGAAAACUAUAUAUCUAUAUCUAUAUAAACAUUUUCAAUCAGGACUCGACCAAUAUUUUAUGCAAAAAAGAGAAAAAGCUGUGACACACAACAGAUCAGAGGUCUCGCCUCACACAAAUAUCUCUCAUUUACAUUUUAUGCUGUGAAAAAAAAGCUUUAAUAUGUGUUGACUUGUCAUACAUGCAUUUUUUUCUAAAUGCGCUUUUGUGUUCGUUUUGCCAAUAAUAACUAGUCCCUCAGCAUACCAAUGUGCUGUGAAGCUAACUAUAAAAAACAUUUCCCCCUUCUUUUUCCUUUGUGGGACUGAAUCACAUUUAAAGCUUCGUCGUGGAUUAAUCUUGAAUCAAACGAGUCGCUCUGGCUGAAUGUAUUUGCUGAUCUAGUCACGAGAGUGCUUAAGCUGGGAUGUCAGUAACUCAGGUGUGUACUGUAUGUGUGACUACAACAGUGUCCAGCAUCGGAAGCAAUAUAAGAGUGCAGUGUAGGAGUGCACUCAUGUCUGUUGAGAAGACUGAACUAUUUGACGAUAUGUUUGAGAUUAGUUGGUUUUGCUAUGUAGACGGGAAUUCCAGGAAAUGGUGUUCUCCUUCCAAAAAGGAAAUGACCAGCAUCAGUAACACUAUAUGCCCAAAACACAUUUGCACUUCAUAGAACCUAACUUGUUAAAAGUAUGGUCAAAAUAAUGGAAUGUAGAUUGAUGAAAUAAGAGAAAGGAUAGGUGACAUUUUAUUGUGAAAACAUGAAAUGUGGACAGGGCGACCGAGAGCCUUCCCCGUCCAAAGGAGUUGCACAAAACCUCACCUGGCUUGGUGACCAAUGUACUACGGAGGUAGAGCGAACUGUAAAUGCUGUGUAUUCCCCAUCCUCCAAUUAGUGUGCCCAGUGUUUGUCUCUUUAGUCGGUCCAUUGAAGCGGUGUUUCCCAACCGUUUUCGAGCCAAGGCACACAUUGUACAGCAGAAAAAUCUCAUGGCACACCACCAAACAAAAAGUAUACAUACAGUGAACCCCCGUUCAGAGCCACUCAUAAUAGACUAAAAUCUGCAAUAUAGAGAGAGCACAAUCGUAAAAAAGGUUUUACCCCUCCCACAUGCUUUAAACACAUUUCAUCUUAUUAAAACACACUUUUUAAAGUAACCCUUAGCACCAACUCUCUCUUUCUCGCACAGCUCUCCAAAUAGAGAGUAAGAGUGCUUACUCCAAGCUGUUCAUUUGUCACUCCUGGUUGAAGUUUAUUGUAAAACUGACACAUAAAAUAAAAUAGAACUAAACACUGUAUAUUUAAACACCAAAGUGUACAAUGCAUCUGUAUAAUUUAGUCUAAAGAAAGUCCGCUAGCUAAAAGCUAACAUAUAAUGCAAAACACAUAGACGGUUCAUGGAAAUGAGCAAAUAUGUCACGGUAAUUAUAAACCUUGAAACUAUUGCUACUUUAGCACACACUACUUUAGCAGCAACACAUACAAACAGAGUAUGCAACAAUACUUAACAGUAUGUUUUUUGUGGGAACAAAGACUACAUUGAACUUCCACAUAUUCGCAGUUCGGCAUUCAUGUAUUCACCUGUAUGCGGGUUUUGGGGGGAAUUUAUCCUCCCAUUAGUUGUGGGAAUGCAUGUUGUGCAUGUUGUGGCACAACAUGGUACUACACUGGAGGUGCGCAACUCCAAAUUUGAACUGUUAAAACCCAUUAACAAAUCUGCGCUCUGGUGGUGGUGCGAAUGACAAAACGCGAUAUAGCGGAGGGGGCACACUGUUUACUGGAAUAAUGAUGAUCUCAUUUCCAUUUAGUCACAAAUGAUCUUAGUCAGGGUGAAAUUUGGGCCUGUUUAGUUGAACAUAAAGCUAUUUUUCUGUUGUAUGAUUGGCAACAUGGACACACAGGUUUAUUGUACUUUCCGCCAUCUAGUGGAAGAGCAUUUAAUUGUUCUACCCAGCACCAUACGCCGCUGGCUUAGAUAAAAUCAGGGGUGUCAAAUUCAUUUUUGUCUCGGGCCGCAUUGUAUUUAUGAGGGCCGUUAGAACAGUGAAAUGUUUAAUCACCAAAUCAUAUUAUUACCAUUACACAACAAAUUGAGGGAUAACUAGUUUUGAAAUCAGAAGACAAGGAUAAUAAUUUGUUCAAGUAUUGUUUAAGUUACUGUAGAAGAAGGGUUUACUAACAGAAAAAUCCAAUAUCUCAACAUUAUUGUUUAUUAUGAUGAAAAUUUGGAAUUUGGGUACAGAUUUUAGCAAAAAUCACAGAAGUUGACGAGCAUGAUUUGCUUUCGCGGGCCACAUAAAAUGAUGUGGUGGGCCGCAUCUGGCCCCCGGGCCUUGAGUUUGACACCUAUGCAGCAGAUGAACAAAGACGCAUUAUUUGUAGUAAAUACAUGAGAAUUUUUAGAUUAAUUAAGUGAAAUAGGAUAUUUUCACAAGGGUCGGAAAUCACAGAUUUCAUGUUCCAAACAUUUAGCCACUGCACAAGGAUGUCCACAUGCGGCUCAAUGGCUUCACUAAGUGGUCUAGUCACCCAAGGAAGUGGUGACAGGGUGCGAGGCCAAGCAUCGACACUGCAUGAUUGUUGAAGGUGGGACUUAUGACCUUAUGUACGAAAUGGAAAAAUGGAAAUUAUACAACAGAAUGGUUGUAUGGUAAGUGUUCUCACAUGAAUUUAGAAGGAGAAACGUUUACAAGGACUAUUCGGGCCCCACUGAAAAGGGGGAGAAAAGUAAAAUUAAGAGUAGAGUCAUGUGAAAUAAAAAAAAAAGAAUUGUGAUUUCACUACGAUAUGUUGAAAAAUAAAUUAAAUGUAUUUUUACAAGCAUAAAAUUGUAACAUCAUACCUGCAUGGAAGAUCAAGUCAAUUUAAACUUGACUGUUGCAUUCGUGUGGAAAUCUGGAUUUACAUCGUUAUUUAUUCUCGUAACCUUUCUGACUUCUACAUCUUGUAAUAUUACAGUACAACUUUUGUUUUUGUAAGAUUGCAACUUGCUCGUAUAAAUACCACUUUAUUUUCACCACUUUAUGAGUCUUUUAGUUUUGAUUUUCAUUAUUUAUUAAUAUUUAUUAUUUCAUUGUACCAAGGCUUUAUUAUCUUAAAAAAUGCAACUUUGAUCUUGUAAUAUUGCUGAAUUCAUUUUUGUAUUUGUUAAAAAUACCAAUAUUUUUUUCUUGUAAAAAUGCAAAAACAGUAACAAAGUUAAAAAUAAUAAAAACAAGACACUAAAACAAGGCAGCAUUUUGAACCAACCAGAAAUACAAUAUUUGAGGCGAGACUGGUUGACUCCAAAGUUAAGUGCAUUCCAGUAAUCCAGCCAAGAUGUGAUAAGGAUUAGGCCUACUGCUACCUGCUACCUGCCAGAAAAGGCUUCACCUUUGCCAGCUGCCUGAGGUGAAAAAAGCUGGACUGAACUACCACACCGAUUUGCAGAUCCAAUUUAAAAUCGCUCUUGAAUUUGAUAUUAUUAAUUAUUCUUAUUUUUUUUUUUUACAAAACAUUAAGACUUUUUAUUUGUGACUUUAUUCUCAUAAUAUUCCAACUUUUCGUUUAACACAUGACUUUAAUCUUUAAUAUCAUUACUUUUUUUUCUUAUAAAUGCAAUACUUUUUUUUCUCUUUCAUUGUGGCCCAAACACUCCUUUGGAAGAAGGAAUGCUGAGUAGAAAACAGGCGUAAUUGUUAGACAACUUGGAUGUUUUGCUUAAAUUGAGGAAUUUAAUGAAAACACGGACCCUAAUUGAAUGAACUUCUUGGAAAUGAUUGUGUUUUUACCCUAACAUGUUGGCCAUAUUGUGGCAGGUAUUUCCUUGCAGGGAUUUGACCAUAUUCUGUUCGAGUAGCUGGCAUAUUGUUCAGUCUGAUCACAAUAUAGUGUUAACCUUUUGUACAAUUCCCCACUAAAUUCUAGUGAGAACAAACCGACACCCAAUUGCGCAUCGCAUACAGUAUGUAAGUGCACUGCAGAUCAUUAAGGACGUGUGGGAGGGUUCAUACUGGUAUCUGGUAAAUUAAUUCCACUUUCUUGGUAACUUGCAGCAUAAUAGCGACACAAGCAUUAUAUCAGACAUAACAGUGGAAUUCAAGAGGUGCAGCAAGACC
This is a messenger RNA of Phyllopteryx taeniolatus (common seadragon), 5883 nucleotides long. RefSeq names its product fibroblast growth factor 12a (gene fgf12a). The record is from RefSeq and is a predicted model, not a curated record. NCBI's taxonomy places the organism in Eukaryota, Metazoa, Chordata, Actinopteri, Syngnathiformes, Syngnathidae. Bases 788 to 1561 code for a protein of 257 amino acids. The transcript is spliced from 6 exons. Gene Ontology annotation, cellular component: cytoplasm. Gene Ontology annotation, biological process: cell differentiation; regulation of cell migration; animal organ morphogenesis. Gene Ontology annotation, molecular function: fibroblast growth factor receptor binding; growth factor activity.